AUUGGUCUCAUUGAUGUCUUCACACCAGCCGUUACGUUGGAUGAAUUUCAUGAUUUCUACCUAGUUAUGCCAUUCAUGGAUGCAGAUUUGAGUAAGAUCAUGGGAAAGCUGACUGAAGACAGAAUUCAAUACCUUUUAUAUCAGAUCUUAAAAGGCCUUAAGUAUAUUCAUUCAACUGGAAUUAUCCACAGGGAUUUAAAACCUGGUAAUUUGGCCAUAAAUAAAAAUUGUGAAUUGAAGAUCAUUGACUUUGGUCUUGCCAGACACACUGAUUCAGAAAUGACAGGGUAUGUGGUUACACGGUGGUACCGUGCACCUGAAAUCAUCUUGAACUGGAGGCACUACACACAGACUGUUGAUAUUUGGUCCGUUGGUUGUAUAUUUGCUGAAAUGAUCAAUGGCAGGAUAUUGUUCAAAGGAAAUGACUACCUAGAUCAGCUAGCACAGAUUAUGAAGAUAACAGGAACUCCUGGGACUGAAUUCAUUCAGAAAUUAGAAAGCAUUGAGGCUCAAGACUAUAUUAGAACUCAACCCUACAUUAAAAAAAAAGACUUUUCUUCCCUCUUUCCCAAUAGCAGUCCAUCAGCUUUAGACCUCCUGGACAAAAUGUUAGCAUUGGAUGCAGACAAACGGUUAUCAGCUACUGAAGCUCUGAGUCAUCCCUACUUUGAACCAUUCAGAGAACCAGAGGAUGAGACUAAACCUGAGCCAUUUGAUGAUUCUUUGGAUCCGAUGAAAUUGUCAGUUGAUCUGUGGAAAAGCUACAGCCUGAGUCUUUAACCUAUGUGUGAUCCUCAGUCCUAAUCUUUUACUACUGUGAUGUCUACUACUACUACCACCACCAAGAUAUCAACAUUACUGGCAAUUAAAGGUUCUGCAACCAAUAGACAUACCUUCAAAUUUGGUAAUUCAUGUGAAAAUUGUUUUGUUUGCUGAAGAAACUGGCAACAUAAAUUGAAGGCUCUUUGUCAUUUUAAGUACAUCUUAGUGAUAAGAAAGAAACUCUGCACAAAAAUGACAGAAAUUUUGUAAAUAGUAUUGUUGUUGCCAUUUAUAAUGCAUGACUAUCUAGUACUAAUCAAUAUAGUUCAAAGAAUAUCCUUCUUUGAACUAUAUUGAUGGCAUCUAGUUAGUAAUAUAAUAGACAUAUUGAGUUAUUAUGCUGGAAGAGAUAAAGCAAGGGUUUUAUGGAGAACUGUAUGUGCAUGAGGCAGCACAAUAAAGAUUUAUGUGAAA
Pristis pectinata (smalltooth sawfish) is the source of this 1236-nucleotide messenger RNA. Its product is annotated as mitogen-activated protein kinase 13-like. Lineage: Eukaryota; Metazoa; Chordata; Chondrichthyes; Rhinopristiformes; Pristidae. Gene Ontology annotation, molecular function: ATP binding; MAP kinase activity. Gene Ontology annotation, biological process: protein phosphorylation; intracellular signal transduction. The coding region runs from base 67 to 780 and encodes 237 amino acids. Gene Ontology annotation, cellular component: cytoplasm; nucleus. The transcript has 10 exons. The record is from RefSeq and is a predicted model, not a curated record.